Nematostella vectensis (starlet sea anemone) is the source of this 3585-nucleotide messenger RNA. Its product is annotated as fibroblast growth factor receptor 4. Gene Ontology annotation, molecular function: transmembrane receptor protein tyrosine kinase activity; ATP binding. Lineage: Eukaryota; Metazoa; Cnidaria; Anthozoa; Actiniaria; Edwardsiidae. The transcript is spliced from 8 exons. The record is from RefSeq and is a predicted model, not a curated record. Gene Ontology annotation, cellular component: signaling receptor complex. Gene Ontology annotation, biological process: protein phosphorylation; positive regulation of kinase activity; multicellular organism development. Bases 165 to 2801 code for a protein of 878 amino acids.
CGAGUUUUCACCGAGGAAAGUUUCGAUUUCCGAAGCAAUUUAGUUUGUGCUUUAUUAUACAUUGUUGGUCGACUCGAGAGUGUGGAUUUCACCGAUUUUGUCGCAUGCUGGCAUAACUAUCUUACGACCGAUCUUUGGCUGUUCUUACCACUGCUAGUUCUACUAUGAUCAAAAGCAACUCGGGUAGCUGUUGCUAUGUUCAAAUAUUCGUGGCUUUUCUGGCCUUCAGCUCCUUGAUGAUUAAUACCUCAGCUGCUCCCUGCCAUAAAAACUUCAAAGGCCAACAAAGUGGCAUAUUUACCAGCCCAAACUAUCCUAAUGAAUCUUACCCUGAUGAUCAAACUUGUACAUGGGCCAUAACGGUAGCCCAGGGCCUUAUUGUCCGUCUGACCUUCAAGGAUUUUCUCACGGAGAGGAACUUCGCUUGCAGCAAUGACUAUGUCAAGGUAUUCGAUGGGCCGAGCGAGACGGACACGAUGAUUGGCAAGUACUGUGGCGGCAUGCAACCAUUUGAUGUCGACUCAAGCUCGAAUCAAAUGUUUGUCAAAUUUGUCUCGGAUUCCUCAGUUGGGUUCAGAGGAUUUAGAGCGGAGUUCAAAGCAACAGUAAAACAAAUUACGACAGAUGAACCGUUUGUACCACUUCUUUCCACCACAAAACAAUCCUUGACAAGUACUGCACCAACCGACAGUCUUCCAACGCACAUCACAGCUACAGGCAUGCAUCUAUCACAAAAACCAGAGACCACUGCAACGGCAACUGCUUCGCCAACCAAAGUGGUUGCUAACGUGCCUAAAACCGUGCUCUCCUUCACAAACCCUCUCGGGAACCACACCGUAGCUGUCGGCUCUUCGCAGAGAUUCGUAUGCCACGUGAAGGGGACUAGAAAACGUGUACCGAUUAAAUGGACGUGGAAUGGUAGAAUCAUCAGCGACGAUCCAGACCAAAUCGAUAUCUGGAACCGGCCCAAGCGCAAAUCCACACUGACGCUCAAGAAAACGAAAAAGGAAGAUAGCGGGAUGUACGGCUGUCACGCCGGCAUAGGGAUGAUUGGCGUGGAUUCCAUUCAAAUGUACGGAUUUUUGAGCGUCAAGGAUCCACCAAUCAUAGUUCUUGGGCCCGCUGAUCAGAACGUGGUUACUGGGGAUCACGUGACGAUGACGUGUACUGUCGGCGGGGAUCCUCCUCUCAAGAUCAAGUGGUACAUUAAUGGAAUAGACUCAUCCGAUCUGGCCACAAUGGGCCAAAGUCGCACAUCAAAAAUAACUUUUCGUGCUGAGCAGACUGUGAAGGUGGAAUGCCUGGUGUACAACGACCUCGGCAGGAGCUCUGCCAAGGCCACUGCGAGCGUACAACGUCGAAUGCCAGUGACCACGCGAAACAUGGUUCCGCGAAAAGCACUUAUCACCAUAGCGACUCUAAACCAGACGGCGGGCAUCGGGGCCAAUGUCACGCUAAGGUGCUCGGCCACCGGCACGCCGCCCAUGAAAAUAAGAUGGUUUAUUGACGGGCGCUACUACGAUGGUGAGCAGAACAGAGGUAGAGAGAGCAUGUACACGUCAUCCUUUACGUUCACCGUCAACAAGGAAUACACAGAGGUUAAAUGUUUGGCCCAGAACCCGUACGGCAUUGACAAUAGGUCUGGCGUAAUACGCCCCUCAGAGGAUAUGGAGGCAGUAUCCCAAAGCCCCUGGGAUCAGUUCAUGCCUGGCAAGAGCUUGUUCUACAUUCUGGUCGUCUGCGCACUGGCCACGCUCGUACUCGUCCUGCUAGGCGUGGUGUGCAUCAGGCGACAGAGGGCGAGUAGCCGCUACAAGCCGCCGACCCCGGUCAGCCUGGAACAGCUGACGAAGAACCCGAUGUUCGAGAGAAAUAGCACAAGCUCUUACAUCAACCCGAAGCUAGAGAGAUGGGAGUUAUACAGAAACAAUAUCGAGUUCGUUAAAGACCUAGAUGAUGGUCCACUAAGCAGGCUUUUCCUUGGUAACAUGGCACCCUUGUCCCGUGGGGAACAAGACGUCAUGGUGAUGGUCAAGGUGCGCAAGGAAUCCGUCCCCAGCCAGGAGAUCAAGGAUGCUUUCGAAGAGGAAGCCUUAGUUCUGACAACAUACGAUCACCCCAAUGUUCAGAGUUUGCUUGGAGUGUGUGUGAUUGGGAGACCUCUUUGCCUUGUGCUUGAGUACUCAGACCGCGGAGAUCUUAACCAGUUCCUGCGAGAUUGUGGCUGUAGUCAUUACAUUAUUCGUGAACGGCCUUCUUCUGCCAUCGAUCCAGACUCUAACAAACUGUCCCACCUGGAUCAGUUAUGCAUUGCUAAACAGAUAGCCGCCGGUAUGGAGUAUUUAGCGAGCAGGGGAUACAUUCACAAACAGCUCUGCACAAAGAGCUGCAUAAUCAGUAAGAAUAUGAUUGUGAAGAUUGCAAACCUUGGAGUAAGUGAUGCAGGCCCCAACACAAGUUACUACCACCUUAAUACUAUACAAAAAUCCAAGUACCCAGUUCGCUGGCUCCCGCUAGAGACCAUUCACAAUGGGAUUUUUGAUGACAACACGGACAUCUGGUCCUACGGGAUCAUGCUAUGGGAGGUGUACUCAUAUGGGAUGACGCCAUACUAUGGUAUGAAUAACGAGGAAGUUAUAAGCCUGGUAAGAGAUGGGGAUAUUCUCCCAAAGCCAAAGGAGUGUCCACGAGAGAUGUACAGCCUAAUGCAAGAUUGCUGGAGUUUGGUUCCUCAUGAAAGACCAAGGUUUAGAUACCUGCACCAAAAGAUUGGUGCUCUCUUCACUGGUGUUGCUGUAUGAGUGUGUUAUGUUUAACGCUUAUAAAGACAAUGAUUAAAUACCAUAAUAACCAUCUUUAAUGAUGGUUAAUGAUGUGGCGAAGAGGUAGAUAGUGUGGCCUAUUGCUGCAUGUGUCGAUACAAACAAAAUGGACUGCUGCUUCAGUAUGAAACCAAUUUUUGCGACUGAGAUCUCCAACCAAGUAGAGUACUGUAACUAAAGCACAUUGGAGAUCUUUAUUAGUACAUUUUGAUUCAAAGUUCUUUUUGCUUAAUACCUAAAAAAAAUCCAGGAUAAUAAUGAAAUAAGGCAUGCCCACAAAAGCUGUAAAGUGAUAAAGCUACUGACAGUAGCUGUAAACUGAUAAAGCUACUGACAGUAGCUGUAAACUGAUAAUGGUGAUAGCCUCUUGAAAAACAGGAGGAAACGGUUCCUCAAAAAUGAGGUCUGUGUGUUAUAUAGUGGGUGAGGUCUGUUGUUUACAAAGUUCUAUGCAGUGGUGGCUUUUGUUUUAAAUUUUGAAAUUGUUGAGUUGUUGGGUAAUCAGAAAGUAAUAGUAUACUUAACUUGAAAAAAAUAUAAACAAUUUUAACUACAAUGUACAAAAUGUCACACUAUUUUAGAGUAAUACUGCCAAGUUAUUUUGAAAGCUGUGCAUGUAAAACAGCUUGUAGAGCAAUUUAGAAAACUACUGCAAAUCUAUCAUUUGUACAGUGAUAGUGAGAAACAAGAAAAUAUUUAUAGAUACAAAGUUCAUAUUUGCAUAAAAAUGGGCAAAAUUUUAAAAUAAAUGUCAUUUAGUAUA